GAUUUGCAUAGUCGCUGGGACACCUGCUCAAGCUUGUUCUGGGAAAAACAGAUGUGAAAGAAUAACAAAUUUAUUGUAAAAGAGUUCGCUAGCUUGGAGAAACAACAUAGAACCUUAGUUUGAAUAAAAACGUGUUCUCUAGCAAUAAUGUUUACUCCAGAAGACUCCAUAGAAGAAUGCAAAGAAGCGUUUUAUCUCUACGAUCGACGAGGAGACAAAAAAGUUGAAUCAAGCCAGAUCGGAGAAGUUAUGCGAGCCCUUGGCACAAAUCCAACUGAAGGAGAAAUUGCAAAAAUAAUUCGCAGUCUCGAUCCUGCUGGAACUGGAGCCAAGAGAGUUAGCUUCGAAGAAUUCUUUCCAAUUUAUCAAAAUCUGCGUGAUAGGCAGAAAAAACGUGGAGGUAAGUUUUAUAUCACAAGAGUUUAUAUUCAUUGCCGCCUUGCUUCAGGAAGUGAGCUUAGCUUAAAUAUUUUUUCUGAUUUUAUUGUUCCGUAUCGCAUUUGUGUUUGAUAACUCUUCAGCGCAAACUAAGAUAACCCUUUUUUUUUUCUUUAAGCGAACUGAGCUUAUAAUUUUCAGGCUCAAAGCUUGACGAAUCGAUAGCAAAAGCUAUAGCGUACCUUACCUUCCUUUAUACUACCUAAUAACAAAAAUAUAAGUUACUUAAUAUGCAUUGAAAAAUUAAAAUAAAAACAGAAUCAGUAAUAAGCUCAACAUUUUUGUCGCUCUGCAUUGAGAAUGGGAACUAUUUUGAAUCUCUUUAAGAAAGCUUGAAAUAAUGAAGUCAUAUCCGAUCUAGUAAAAAAUAUAUAUAUAAAUAGCUGUAAAUAAAAAGAAAUGACCAUCGUUUAUUACGUUUCCAGCAAGUUUAACAGUUAUGUCGACUAGCGAGGCCUUGAUAUGAGUUUUAGGAAUUAAGUAUAUCUAGCCUCAUGAGAAAGGGGGAAAUGACUUGGAAAAUAAUUACGCGCGGAGCUUAAGGCUAAUUUAUUGAUUUCAAAAAAGGAAUAAAUAAAAUCAAUAUUUUCAGGACAGUCUGGGGGUUCUGGGUGCUCUGGUAUAUUGACAUGCAAUCGCUCGUGAUAGACACGCACCCAGUGCAAGUCACGUGUAGAUCGUCAUCUAUGUAAUUUGGGUUAGGAUUUGUGUUUUAAAGAGUACACAUUGCCACACUCACCAUAGAAAAUAAAAAAGUCAUUUUGCUUUCAAGUAUUCUCUGCAUCAUGAUUGUCAAAAAUCGAGCUGCAUGUUCAAAUUCAACGCUGAGGUUGAUAAAACGGCAGUUAGAACUUUGGUGUGGUCUUUGGCUGAUGACUAGUUUCUAGUCGCCCUAAUAACCAGUUUCUUUGAAAAAAAUCAGGAUUAAAUUCAAACAGUUCUGCCAAAAACUUUACUGUGGUUGCUUCCAGGACCCCAAAGAUCUAUCUAUAUAGUGCGUGGGUGUGUAUACACGCUCCUCUUUUAAUAACCAAUCUCCCUUUCAAGGCUCUCAGUAGCUGAAAUAUAACAACCCCUUGUCCUCGUUUUUGUUAAUCUGAAAUUUCUUUUAUCCCUCUACGGGUUUUCAAGCGUAAUUCACAUUUUAAAAAUAGAUUCAUGUCUGAUUUUAUUUUUAGUUGAUCCGGAGUAUUUCAUCGAAUGCCUUCGAGUGUUUGAUCGCAACUGUAAUGGAUUAGUUAACGCGGCAGAGUUGCGUCACGUGCUCUGUAGCCUUGGUGAUAAACUGUCUGCAGAAGAGGUUGAUCAACUUUUAGUUGGCUUCGAGGACAAUCAAGGACAAGUGCUGUACGAGGAAUUUGUCAAGCACAUUAUGUCGGGAUGAAAGCUUGGUUUCCGAGAACCAUGAAAAACUUGACUGUUAAUCUAUCAUUUCUAGGUUUGGCACUUUUAAUAGGCCUGUUCGUUAGCACUUGGACGAACUGAGAAAUAAUGAAGAAUUUUUUGCUACUUUAUUUUGCAUUGUUUAUUUAUUUAUUUAUUCUUUUUUUAUUUUCUCACAUGUCUCUUAGUCUUUUUGCCAUUAAACUGUAAUAAAUAAAUAAAUGAAUAAACUGAG
Molecule: messenger RNA, 2056 nt
Organism: Porites lobata
Lineage: Eukaryota; Metazoa; Cnidaria; Anthozoa; Scleractinia; Poritidae
Source: the annotation of a GenBank genome assembly